Molecule: messenger RNA, 1885 nt
Organism: Zootermopsis nevadensis
Lineage: Eukaryota; Metazoa; Arthropoda; Insecta; Blattodea; Termopsidae
Product: Peptidyl-alpha-hydroxyglycine-alpha-amidating lyase 1
Biological process (GO): peptide metabolic process
Cellular component (GO): membrane; extracellular region
Molecular function (GO): protein binding; catalytic activity
Source: RefSeq, a predicted model, not a curated record
ACAAGAGAAUUUGUAUUCCAUAAUUCUCUCAUAGGUACAAGCCUAGGAUGUUGAACGUGUCUUAGCAUAAAUGCAGCACUUGCUUGUAAUACGAACAUAAAUUCCGUAGUUAUGACAGUAAUUUACAGUCAACUGUGAGAAUGUUAUGAUGGUUCGUAGUCCAGAUUAAACGUUCCAGGAAUGACACAUUAUUUGGGGCUUGUGUUGGCUAUUACAUUAUCUUCUGUUCACUUGUCAAGCACUGGAUAUCAGCAUGAUCUAAAGAGGUUUGUUUGGAGUAGUGGGAAAGAUCCUGAUGGAAUAUUCAAUUCGGAUGCCAAAGCUGCUAGUCUAGCCAACCUCGAACCACCCGACUUUGGAAAUAAGGCCUGGACUUAUGAAGGCAAAGAGAAAUUGCUUAAAUCUUCAAAAAAUACUGGUUUUAGUGUUGUUGAAAGUUGGCCAGAUGCAUCAAAGAAACUUGGACAACUCUCAGCUGUCAGUUUUGAUGUUGAUGGUAAUAUUGUGGUGUUCCAUCGUGGAGAUCGUAUCUGGGAUGGCAAUACAUUCCUUACUAACAAUGUGUACAACCAGCGCAUUCUGGGGCCCAUCUCCCAACCUACUGUUGUUGUGUUCAAUGGAUCAUCUGGGCUUGUAGUGGAGGAAUGGGGUAACAAUACAUUCUACCUCCCACAUGGACUUACUGUGGAUAUGAACAACAGUGUAUGGGUGACAGAUGUUGCUCUGCAUCAAGUAUUGAAGUUCCCUCAAGGAGGUGGCACUCCUCUGCUCACUCUUGGAGUUGCCUUUGUGCCUGGCAAUGAUGAUGACCAUUUUUGCAAACCAACUGCUGUUGCCGUCAUGUCCGCUGGAGACUUCUUUGUAUCUGAUGGUUACUGCAACACAAGGAUCAUCAAAUUCAAUAGGGAUGGAAAAUUCCUCAUGCAGUGGGGACGGAAUUCAUUUCAAGCGUAUGGUGUUAGGAUGCCACCUUACGAGUUUUCUGUGCCCCAUGCACUAGCUCUGGCUGAAGAUAAGGAGAUGUUAUGUGUAGCAGACAGAGAGAAUGGACGCAUUCAGUGUUUCAACUGUCACAAUGGAUCCUUCAUAGUGCAGCUCCAUUCGCAUGAGAUGGGCUCUCGAAUAUUCAGCGUGGCAUAUUCCCCUGCACAAGGUGGUCUGUUGAUUGUCGUUAAUGGUCCUGAAUUCCUUGGUGGUGGACUUGUGAGUGGAUUUGUCAUAAGUCUCAGAAGUAAUCAAGUGAUGGAAGCUUUCAGUCCAAAUGGACAGGGAUUCAGCAACCCUCAUGAUGUAGCAGUGAACAAAGAUGGCAGUCAAGUAUAUGUAGUGGAGCUUGACCCUUAUAAAGUAUGGAAGUUUGUGAAAGAGGUCCAUGCUGCCUCCAUCAUCAGGGAGAUGAAUAAACUUCUACCAGACUACAUGAUGCAACAACCCAGAACACAGCCAUCUUCUACAUGAUUAAUGUGUCUUAUGUAAUAGAAACAGGAGUGCACCAACACUAGCCACUGACAUCUGAGAGAAGACCACUAGUGUUCCUGAUGUGUGACCAACUGGUUGCUAAUUGCAGACGUGGAGAAGAAGACUGAAUGCAGCAUGUAAAUUUUCUGUGCCUUUGGAGAGGUGGUGCAGAAGGCAGUUAUGUAACCCAUUCACAGGGGUAUUCUGUGUUGUGCUUAUUGUGUUGCAGGUGUGAUACCAUCUUAAUGUCAGCUAUAUUCACAUUGCAUUAAUAAAAAUGUGCUAACAUGCUGCAGUGACAUAUAUGCCUUAAUAGUGUGAAGGCCACCACUUCUUGAAAUGAGAGUUUGUCAUGUGUGUAUGGCUUUGAGUUGCAAGUACUCUUGGCUUUGGCCGCAGUAUGUCAAUAAUAUGGUUUUCCCCUUUA